Molecule: messenger RNA, 3213 nt
Organism: Dendrobium catenatum
Lineage: Eukaryota; Viridiplantae; Streptophyta; Magnoliopsida; Asparagales; Orchidaceae
Product: sorting nexin 2B
Exons: 4
Coding region: 178-1674 (498 amino acids)
Molecular function (GO): phosphatidylinositol binding
Source: RefSeq, a predicted model, not a curated record
AUUUCUCCUAAUUUUUGCCCUCGAUCCCUUUCGUUUUCUUGAGGGACUCUCUCCGCCGAGCACGAGCAAAGUUAACUGUACUCGCCUCUCCGCUGUCCUUCACUUCUUCCUCUACCACUGCUUACCGUCUUACCCCUCCAAUUAUUCGCCGCCGCGCCUCCGCUCUCUACUGCUGGGAUGAUGGGCCCGGAGACCGCCUCCGGUUUCGGUCCCCCGCUCCCUUCCGAGGUCAGGGCGUCCCUCCCCCUCUCCUCUUCUUCGUCGUCCUCCUCCUCCCCUUCCAUCUACCGCAGCGCCGUCAGUGGCGAUCCUUUGCUCUUCCCAUCCACCUCGUCUUUCUCAUCUUCAUCGUCCUUCGUCGACCCCCCUUCAUACGCCGACGCGGUCUUCCGCCCCGUCGAGCCACAGAACGGAAUAGAUUCUACUUCGGGAAACGCUACGGCUUUCUCCAGAUCCGGUCGCGCCUCCACGUCUGACUAUCUCGAGAUCACCGUCACCGACCCCCAGAAGGAGAAUGAUUCCGCAACCUCACUCGUUCCCGGCGGUGGCGCCUACGUAACAUACCUCAUCACCACCCGCGUCCGCGUAGCCGCCACCGCGUACAGCGUUCGACGCCGAUUCCGCGACGUUGUCACCCUCGCUGACCGUCUCGCAGAAUCCUACCGCGGCUUCUUCAUUCCGAUCCGCCCCGAUAAAAACGUGGUCGAGUGUCAGGUGAUGCAGAAGCACGAGUUCGUUGAGCAGCGGCGAGAUGCUUUGGAAAAGUAUUUGCAGCGCCUUGCGACGCAUCCGGUCGUUGGCUGUAGCGAGGAACUUAGGGUUUUUCUCCGAGCGCAGGGAAAGCUGCCACUGUCACCAACGACGGACGUGGCUUCAAGGAUGCUUGACGGGGCGGUGCGGCUACCAAGGCAGUUAUUUGGGGACGGAGCGUACGGCAGCGUGGCACCACAGGAAGCGGUGCAGCCCGCGAGGGGUGGAAGAGAUUUGUUGAGGAUGUUUAAGGAGUUGAAGCAGUCUGUCACGAACGAAUGGGGAGGGACGAAGCCAUUGCUAGUGGAGGAGGAUAAAGAGUUCUUGGAGAGGAAAGGGAAGAUACAGGAACUCGCACUGCAGCUCAAUGCCACCUCAGAACAGGCCGAGGCACUAGUUAAAGCACAACAUGAUACUGGAGAAGCACUGGGCGAGUUGGGUCUGGCAUUCAUUAAACUGAUUAAGUUGGAAAAUGAUGAGGCCAUAUAUGUGCCUCAGAGAGUGGGAGCUGCUAAUACCAAAAUAUUGGCAACUGCCGCUGUUAAAGCAAGCAGAUUUUACCGAGAAUUGAAUUCUCAAACAAUUAAACACCUGCAGGACACUCUGCAUGAAUACAUGGGAUUGAUGUUAAGCAUUCGUAAUGCAUUCUCGGAACGAUCUGAUGCUUUAUUGACAGUACAAACACUUCUAUCAGAUCUUACUUCUUUACAUGCUAGGGCUGAAAAGAUUGAAUCUGCUUCUGCCCGGGUAUUUGGUCGUGAUGAUUCAAGAAUUCAAAAACUAGAGGAGAUAAGAAGAACAAUAAAAGUUACAGAAGAUGCUAAAGAUUGCGCUACUAGAGAGUACGAAAAAAUAAAGUAUCAAAAGCUUUGGAGCAUGGAGCAACAUUCUUGUGAGACCCUAAAAGGUGAUCCUUCAUCCUAGUCACACUACCCUUCACAACUUUGUUAUAAUAAUUGCAUUUUAGAUAGAUAUAUAUUUUAUCACUUCCCCCUACAUCCACCUGAGUGUUAUGUUUCUAUGUUGGAUCUUUUCUAUGAUCUGAUGCAGCUUUAUCCUUCUGAUCAUCAUUUAUGAAAAGAAUAUAUUAUUGCAAUAUAUCAAACCCCUAAACAUAAUGCUUCACUUAUUCUACAUUAAGAAAGCUUAUAUAAAGCAUGCACUUAUGAAGAAGCAGACUAACACUAACAACUAAUACUUAAGAUGAUGAAUACAAUAAUAUGCCGGUCAGCCGGGGGUCCAAGGGGGUGCUGCCCCCUGGCGGGGUUCGACCUAUUUAUUUUUAAAGUUCGUAAGUCGUUUGUAUGGAAAUAUACCAAGCGGUACCGAGCAUGCACCGAGCAUGUACCUAGUGGUGCCAAGCAUUAUUAUACCGAGUGGUAUCGAAUAGUACCGAGCAUGUACCUAGCGAUACCGAGUAGACAGACCGAUUGUGGAAUCUUACUCAGCAGAAUAUGGAGGUCCUUAUGAUAGAACGGACCGAUCUUGUAUUUCACAACAAGUGAUAGAUGGAAUCGCGAAGAAGAAGAGCUUUCAAUAGUCGGUCGAAGGAGACUCCAGUUCAACUCGUGGUAGAUGAGAACUCCAAGCAAUAGGCGAAGAGCAACUCACGGUGGAAAGAAGUCGACGCUAGUCGAAUGGAAGGAACUCAUGAAGAGGGGAAAAUGUCGCUCGAAGAAGAAGGGAGAAUAAACCUAGUUUUGGUUCGGAAAUGAUCGAAGAUGCACGAGGGUGGGGGGCCUAACCGAAUAGAUAUAUAUUAGGUUAGGAUUUUUUUUUUUUAAUUUUAAGAAGAGGACGCCUCUAAAACAUGAGGCGAGGAGGCGCACCUCAGUAAACUUGAGGCGUACGCCUCAAUGCUAGCUCUCAUUGUGUAGGCUUUGAGGCUUCAAAGUUUAAAAUUGCGCUGAGGCGCGCCUCUUAUUGCGCAAUUUUAAACCAUGUGUUGUUGUUAUUGUUAUAGAAAUUGAAGCCUUAUCUAUAGAUACAUACAUUAUAUGGUUGUCAAUGUGGUUUAGGUUUUAAAUACACACAAUUAAUAACUGAAGUGGCCACAAAUUCUAUAUACUUUUCACCGUUAUAUGAUAAGCUUAUAUAUAUUUUCAUCGUGCUAAAAUACGUUUAAAACAUAGUUAUUUUCCAAUUAAAUUUAAUUUUGGUCUGGGCAUAAUUCAUCUUAUAGCAAUUAAAGGAUGUUUCAAUAAUGUAUCUUAAGAAUCUCUUAUUUCUUUUUCAAAUUCAUGCAUUUCAUCUCCUUAAUUUUUCUCACCAUUCGUAUCUUUCACUUCAGAUGUAAAGAGAUCUCAUCUUUUAGAUUUCCAGUUAAUCAAGGAAUUAAAAGUAAAAAUAACACAUUCAACUAAAAAUUUUAUUCAAUUAUUAAAUUUUGUUUGAGUUUUGUGUAAACUUCAAAUCUUUAUUUAUAAUCACAAAUCCUGUUGGUAUUCCAUUUCCAUCCAUCAC